AUGUUUAAGUCAUUUAUGAAAAAGAAAAAGGAAAAAGAAGAAAAUCUUGUUAUUAGUGAGCCAGAAGGAUUUCAACAUAUUCAUCAUGGAGAAUAUACAUUAGGAGAAUUAACAGGAAUUCCACCAGAAUGGGAAGCACAAUUAAAAUCAUCAGGAAUUACAGAAAAAGAAAUUAAAGCACAUCCAGAAGUUGUUCAUGACGUAUUAGAUUUUCAUAAUAAAAAUUUAGCAGAAAUAGAAGAAACAGAAGUUGGAAAAGAAGAAAAUGAAAAAGAAAUAAAUUGUAUGAAAGAAGAUGAUGGACAAUUCCAACUUCAAAUUCAACCAUUACCUGAUGAAAAAGAAGUUGAUUUAAAGAGUUUUAUUAAUAAAAAUGAUCCAGAUGAAAUAUAUGAAAAUUUAGAAAAGAUUGGAGAAGGAGGAGUUGGUGAUGUCUUUAGAGCAACAAGGAAAGUUGAUGGAUGUGAAGUUGCAUUAAAAAGAAUGAGAAUUACAAAGAAAAGUAAAAGAGCAAUUGUUACAGAAGUUACUAUAUUAAAUCAAUAUCGACAUGAAAAUGUAGUGACUUAUAUUGAAUGUUAUUUAAUUAAUGAAAUGUUAUGGUUAGUAAUGGAAUAUAUGGAUGGAGGAUGUUUAACUGAUAUUAUAGACAGACAUAAAGAAGUACCAUUAACAGAACAUUUUAUUAGUUUUAUUUGUACAGAAACAUUAAAAGCAUUAACAUAUCUCCAUUCAUUUCAUUGUGUUCAUAGAGAUAUUAAAUCAGAUAAUUUAUUAUUGAAAAAAGAUGGAAGUAUUAAAUUAUCUGAUUUUGGUUAUGCUGCUCAACUAACUAAACAAAAAUCAAAUAGAACAAGUAUUGUUGGAACACCAUAUUGGAUGGCACCAGAAUUAAUCAGAAGUCAACGAUAUGAUGAAAAAGUUGAUAUAUGGUCUUUAGGAAUUAUGUGUAUGGAAAUGGCUGAUGGAAACCCACCAUAUAUGGAUUAUCCUCCAAUGAGGGCAUUAUUUCUUAUUACUACUAAAGGAAUUCCUCCUUUAAAAGAUAAAGAAAAAUGGAGUACUUUAUUUAAUACUUUUGUUAGUGAUUGUUUAGUACUCAAUCCACAACUUAGAAAAACAUCAUUUGAAAUGAUAAAACAUCCGUUUUUAGAGACUAAAGUUAGUAAAUCAGAAAUGGCUGAUUUAAUUCAAAAGGUUGCUGAUUUACCUCCUCAAGAAGAUGAUGAUGAUGAGAGUGAAAUAGAUAGUGGAAUAGAUGAUGAAUAAAUAUCAAUAGUUCAUUUCAAC
Messenger RNA from Entamoeba histolytica HM-1:IMSS, 1290 nucleotides. Its product is annotated as protein kinase, putative. The coding region runs from base 1 to 1269 and encodes 422 amino acids. Gene Ontology annotation, cellular component: cytoplasm. Gene Ontology annotation, biological process: protein phosphorylation; intracellular signal transduction; regulation of MAPK cascade. Gene Ontology annotation, molecular function: ATP binding; protein serine/threonine kinase activity. Lineage: Eukaryota; Evosea; Mastigamoebida; Endamoebidae. The record is from RefSeq and is a predicted model, not a curated record. The transcript has 2 exons.